AUGCUAGAACCUGGUGUUGGGGUCAGAACCUGGUGUUGGGGUCAGAACCUGGAGUUGGGGUCAGAACCUGGAGUUGGGGUCAGAACCUGCAGGUGUUGGGGUCAGAACCUGGAGUUGGGGUCAGAACCUGCAGGUGUUGGGGUCAGAACCUGGUGUUGGGGUCAGAACCUGGAGUUGGGGUCAGAACCUGCAGGUGUUGGGGUCAGAACCUGGUGUUGGGGUCAGAACCUGCAGGUGUUGGGGUCAGAACCUGGUGUUGGGGUCAGAACCUGGAGUUGGGGUCAGAACCUGGAGUUGGGGUCAGAACCUGCAGGUGUUGGGGUCAGAACCUGGUGUUGGGGUCAGAACCUGCAGGUGUUGGGGUCAGAACCUGGUGUUGGGGUCAGAACCUGGAGUUGGGGUCAGAACCUGGAGUUGGGGUCAGAACCUGCAGGUGUUGGGGUCAGAACCUGGUGUUGGGGUCAGAACCUGCAGGUGUUGGGGUCAGAACCUGGUGUUGGGGGUUAG
Knipowitschia caucasica is the source of this 507-nucleotide messenger RNA. The record is from the annotation of a GenBank genome assembly. NCBI's taxonomy places the organism in Eukaryota, Metazoa, Chordata, Actinopteri, Gobiiformes, Gobiidae.